Molecule: messenger RNA, 521 nt
Organism: Nothobranchius furzeri (turquoise killifish)
Lineage: Eukaryota; Metazoa; Chordata; Actinopteri; Cyprinodontiformes; Nothobranchiidae
Gene: fam32a
Product: family with sequence similarity 32 member A
Cellular component (GO): nucleolus
Source: RefSeq, a predicted model, not a curated record
GCAGGUGGCAGUGCUGAUGCGGCUGAAUUAAUAACAAAGUAGAAGAAGACGCCAGCAAAUUCUAGAAAAUGUCUGAGUACGAGAAGAUACAGAAAAGUUCCCUGAAAUUAAAGGGUGUCGGGGAGCUCUCAGCUGGGAAAAAAAAAAAGAAGAAGUCAGAGAGCAAGCAUCGCAUGGAGCAGGUUGUGACAAGUCAAAACGAUGAGGAGGAGGUGAAAACAAAGAAGGCUUACAUUGACAAAAGGACACCAGCGCAAAUUGCUUUUGACAAGACGCAAGAAAAGAGGCAAAUGGAACGGAUUUUGAAGAAAGCAUCAAAGACACACAAACACAGAGUUGAAGAUUUCAAUCGCCACCUGGACACACUGACAGAGCAUUACGAUAUUCCAAAAGUCAGCUGGACCAAGUAAAGACAAGCAGAUGUUUGUGGUUUUUCGUUUUUUGAAUGUUCUAUUGGAUUCAUUUGGGAAUUUCUUUUGUGUUGUAAAUUUGUUGUGCACAAUAAAGGAGUAUUGAACAUC